AGCCAAGCUUGCAGCUAAGGGGCGUGGUAUCAUUCUCUAACUUCCUUUACGGCAAGGCGGCGGUUGGGGAGCACGUUGUUUGCCGGUGACAAGAUGGAUGGUCCGUUAGCGGUGUUCGGGGAGCGAUGCUCAGGAGAUGUCGUGAGGAGUCAGAAUGUUAUGGCUGCAGCAUCCAUUGCCAAUAUUGUGAAAAGCUCUCUUGGUCCAGUUGGUUUGGAUAAAAUGUUGGUGGAUGAUAUUGGUGAUGUUACCAUUACAAAUGAUGGUGCAACCAUUUUAAAGUUGUUGGAAGUGGAACAUCCUGCGGCUAAAGUCCUUUGUGAGUUGGCAGAUCUCCAGGACAAUGAAGUUGGAGAUGGGACAACAUCAGUGGUCAUAAUUGCAGCAGAGCUGUUGAAGAAUGCUGAUGAGCUUGUCAAGCAAAAAAUUCACCCAACAUCUAUCAUUGGCGGUUAUCGUCUUGCCUGCAAGGAAGCUGUUCGAUACAUCAAUGAAAACCUCACUAUUAACACUGAUGAGCUUGGGAAAGACUGUCUUCUGAAUGCAGCCAAAACAUCAAUGUCUUCCAAAAUUAUUGGAGUUGACAGUGAAUUCUUUGCCUCAAUGGUUGUUGAUGCAGCACUUGCAGUGAAGUUUACAGAUGGUAAAGGUCAGGCGAAAUACCCAAUCAACUCUAUCAAUGUCUUAAAGGCACAUGGCAGAAGCCAAGAAGAAAGUAUUCUUGUUAACGGUUACGCUCUCAACUGCAUCGUGGGCUCACAAGGUAUGGCUAAAAGAAUAGUAAAUGCAAAGAUUGCCUGUUUGGACUUCAGUCUCCAGAAAACUAAAAUGAAACUUGGAGUCCAAGUGAUCAUUUCAGACCCUAGUAAACUGGAUCAAAUUAGACAAAGGGAAUCUGACAUUACUAAAGAGAGAAUUCAAAAAAUUCUAGCCACUGGCGCUAAUGUUAUACUUACUACUGGAGGAAUUGAUGAUAUGUGUCUUAAGUACUUUGUGGAUGCUGGCGCCAUGGCUGUUCGUAGAGUUUUGAAAAGGGACCUGAAACGUAUAGCUAAAGCAACUGGAGCUACAAUUUGUUCAACGCUUGCAAACUUGGAAGGUGAAGAAAGCUUUGAAGCAUCCAUGGUGGGACAGGCAGAAGAGGUUGUGCAAGAAAGAAUAUGUGACGAUGAGCUGAUACUUGUUAAAAAUACUAAAGCCCGAACAUGUGCUUCCAUCAUUCUACGUGGUGCUAAUGACUUCAUGUGUGAUGAAAUGGAACGAUCUAUUCAUGACGCUUUGUGUGUAGUGAAGAGGGUGUUGGAGUCCAAGUCUGUGGUCCCAGGAGGUGGCGCUGUGGAAGCUGCACUUUCCAUCUACCUUGAGAACUAUGCAACAAGUAUGGGUUCACGAGAGCAGUUGGCCAUAGCAGAGUUUGCAAGAGCACUUCUUGUUAUUCCAAAAACCCUAGCAGUGAAUGCUGCACAAGAUUCUACUGAGCUUGUAGCAAAGCUUCGUGCUUUCCACAAUGAAGCCCAGGUCAACCCAGAACGCAAGAAUCUUAAAUGGAUUGGUCUGGAUUUGCUUAAUGGAAAACCACGAGACAACAAGCAAGCAGGGGUUCUGGAGCCUACUAUGGUGAAAACCAAAAGUUUAAAGUUUGCAACAGAAGCUGCAAUCACCAUCCUUCGAAUUGAUGACCUAAUUAAACUGCACCCUGAGGCGAAAGAAGAAAAGGGGAAAUACCAUGAAGCUGUGCAGUCUGGAUCUAUUGAGGGUUAAAUUGUCUAGUAUUUUUAUUACUGUAAUUUAUGUUUUUCUUUGCCGUUAUGCACUUGUUUGGUCUUGCACCAUCCUCUAAACAUACACUUAAAAUAAAAUGCAAACUUUUUGUUUCUUGAAA
Molecule: messenger RNA, 1882 nt
Organism: Bombina bombina (fire-bellied toad)
Lineage: Eukaryota; Metazoa; Chordata; Amphibia; Anura; Bombinatoridae
Gene: TCP1
Product: t-complex 1
Exons: 12
Coding region: 94-1761 (555 amino acids)
Biological process (GO): protein folding
Cellular component (GO): chaperonin-containing T-complex
Molecular function (GO): ATP binding; ATP hydrolysis activity; ATP-dependent protein folding chaperone
Source: RefSeq, a predicted model, not a curated record